GGAAAAUCCUUGGUUUACUUCUCUCUCUCUCAUCAGGCUCGCUCACAAACACAAGGGUUUAAACAAAACAGGAAAAAAAACCAUGACAAACUCUUACACUGCCUUGGUUCGCUUGCGCUUGCGGGCUCUCUCGUUUGCAAUUUAGGGUUUUUCUUUGAGCUCCAGCGCUUCUCUCUCUCUGAUUUCACAUUAUUUAUAAUUCAACUGAAAAAACGUGGUAAGGCUUUUGUCUUGGGCAAUGAGUGGAAGCAGCAGAAAACGUGGUUCUAAGUGGGAUUUGAGAGAAGAGGAUCAAUUUGAAGAUGAAAAUGUAUCAGUUGAUUGUUGGCCUGGAAAAGCAGGCAUGUCUUUUCAUGAGGAAGACUCAGAACGUAGAUGGCUCUCUACGGAGGUUGCUGGUAGUAAUCGCUCAAAGUGGUCUGAUCUGGAGAAUGAUUUGCUAGAGGCAAAGCAUGAUUUGGAACCUUUACCCAGAAGCAGUGUUUCACUCAGGGAUGGUAGCUUCAGUAAAGGCAGAAACAGGAAUUUGGAAGCCACUGUCUCGUGGGAUGGAGAUGGAAGUUAUGGCAUGAAUAUGUCUCCUGGUCUUGAUGAAUGGAGAGGACAAAGUCGUAGUCGCUCCCCCAAAAAUGGUUGGAGCAGGUCACUCAGGGGUAGGAGUAGAAGUAGGAGCAGGAGCCGGAGCAGGAGUAGAAGCCCUGUUCGUGGCAUUAGACGGGAAUCAGGAUUCCAUGACAGAAGUAGAAGCAGAGGAGCAUCUACUCAAUUGUGUAAAGAUUUCGCAGCUGGGAGAUGCCGGAGGGGCAAUCAUUGUCAGUUUCUUCAUCAGGGUAAUCAACAUUAUGAGGAUAACUGGGAAAGUAGGCACAGGAAAGGUGGAGAUUCAAAAUAUUCUACUCCCCAUGAUACCAGGGACUAUACAUCAAGAAUGGGAAGAUCUACUGCAUACUGUACUGAUUUUAUUAGAGGAAAGUGUCGGAGGGGGGCUUCUUGCAGAUAUGCCCAUGAUGGUGCUUCUGAUAGUUUCAGUAAAGGGUCUGCAAAUGAUGUCAUUAGAGAAAGGGAAAAUUAUAGGAAUAGAGACUUAUCUUUUGAACGAGGUGGUGAGCCUGAACAUCGUAGGGUUGGUGAAGUUCCUUGUAAAUUUUUUGCUGCAGGAAAUUGUCGUAAUGGGAAAUUUUGCCGGUUUUCUCAUCAUACACGGGCAGGUGUAAGUCCUGAUGGAAGAUCAGGAGAUGGAGAUGAUAGGUGGGGGCUGCGCCGCCAUUCAGUUGAUAUAGACCGGCUGCGGGAUGGUCUGAAAAGGAGUGAAUGGAGUGAUACGGCUACUGUCUCAGAUGCUACAAAGAGUGAAGACAACGAUGGACAAUUGAGUGCUCCAGCACAAAGGUCCACUGCUUGGUCCAGGGUUGAUACUAGAUGGAGUCAUAGUAUGGAUGAGGGGAAGAGAACUGGUGGCGAUCCAAAAGUUGGUUAUAAAGCAGCUGAGAGCAAUGAGAAGGAAGGCAACCCCUGGAAGGAAGAAAAUGCUGUUGCCAGCAUCAGUGUUCCUGAAUCAAGUGGUGCUGAGAAAUGGUCUGGUGAUAUGGACAUGUCUCCUGAUUGGAAUUAUGGAUUGCAGUCUACCAACCAUGUUGUGAAAGAAGAGCAUGGUCACCUUACUCAGGCUUCACAAUCUUUUGGUUCUUAUGAUACAUUUGUAGUCACUCGAGGACAGGAAAUAACUAAGGAGGCUUCAGUUCCAAUGCAUGAUGCUGCUGCAGUUGUGCAACCAAUUAUAAAUGAAAAAUCUUAUUUCCAACAGAACCACAAUUUGAGGGAUGAUGGUGCUAUUGCAUUGUCAUGUGAUGACAAAAGUGCUAUUGAAAAAACUGUUAGUUCAAGUGUUGAUCUAAACUUUUCUGCCAAUGUCUUGCCUGGACAAUGCUUCGACCAAAAUGGACAGAGUUCAAGCUCCUUACCUCUUCCAAAUAUAAAUAAAGUGGUGACACCCACUGCCUCUUCAAGAGGAGGAACUACAAAAUAUCAACAAAAUCUGGUGUUUUCUCCAAAAUCUCUCACCAAACCAGAAAUUGGGGGUGCUAGUUCAUCACAAGUAAAUCCUGGAAUUUCUCCAAGGCAAAACAUGGUAAGCAGUGAACAGCUGACACACCUUACUAACCUUUCAGCCUCUUUAGCUCAGUAUUUUGGAAAUGGACCGCAACUUCCGCAAAUUUAUGCUGCUCUAAAUUCCCAUAAUUCGGUGGAUGUUCCUUCCAUUUCCAAAUCUGAAGGGAUUCUUCAGCCAGUUUCAGGAGCACAAGUUCAGCAAAACCCAGCCAUUGGAUCCCAGCAGUAUGAUCCUAUAUGUGAUAGCAUAGAGCCUAAGAAGUCCGACAUUAGUAACAACCCUUCAGGCAUUUCACCAAAUCCAUCUGGGCAUAAAAGUUCUGUAGAUGUAAAACCAGAAAUACCGUUGAAAGACAUGUCCCCAUCACCUCUUCCUCACAAACCAAAUGGAAGUGAUUUUCACAGGAUUGGCAGUUCAGAAGAACCUAAUCACAAGAGCCAGCCUUCAAAUCAGCAGGAGACUGGUGCAAAUAAUGAGGUUGCCAUGGAAAACAAUGGAGUGGGGGCUGAGGAAAGCAAGAAAGCACGAGAGGGGAACCAAAAUGCCCAAGAGGAUGGUCCUUUGGGGAAUGUUGAUGGAGAUGCUGAAGCAGAUGAUGGAAAGAAAAGCAAAGAUGUGAAGGGUAUUCGUGCAUUUAAAUUUUCUCUUGUGGAGUUUGUUAAGGAAAUUCUAAAACCCGCAUGGAAGGAAGGUCAAAUUGGCAAAGAUGCUUACAAGACUAUAGUGAAGAAGGUGGUCGACAAAGUGACCAGUACUUUUCAGGGGGCUAAUAUUCCUCAGACACAAGAGAAAAUUGACUAUUAUCUGUCAUCUUCAAAACCAAAGCUUACCAAAUUAGUACAGGCAUACGUGGAAAAAAUUCAGAAGGGCUAAAGGAAGCAUGGAACUCCAGUAAUUCAUUUGUUUAUUUACUUUUGUCUGUUAUACAGCAGUUGGUAUUCCUUUUGUCUUUAUGCUUCUGCAGCCUCCAGCAAUAUUUUUUAUUCCCUGGAUGUGAUUUAGUUCAGUAACAUAGUUAGCUAACUUUUAAACCAUGCUUGUAAAUAUACCUGGGCGUUUGUCUGUAAUCUUCUGAAUAACUUUUUUACUGUGAUUUUUGGGAUUUAUUGCUGGUAACCAUCAAUUCAUUGGCACAAUUCUGCAGUGUCUGAUUCUUAUUA
This is a messenger RNA of Quercus robur (English oak), 3270 nucleotides long. RefSeq names its product zinc finger CCCH domain-containing protein 38. The transcript is spliced from 4 exons. Gene Ontology annotation, molecular function: metal ion binding. Bases 239 to 2983 code for a protein of 914 amino acids. The record is from RefSeq and is a predicted model, not a curated record. Lineage: Eukaryota; Viridiplantae; Streptophyta; Magnoliopsida; Fagales; Fagaceae.